This is a messenger RNA of Chenopodium quinoa (quinoa), 870 nucleotides long. Its product is annotated as protein FAR1-RELATED SEQUENCE 6-like. Gene Ontology annotation, molecular function: zinc ion binding. The transcript has 2 exons. Bases 1 to 870 code for a protein of 289 amino acids. NCBI's taxonomy places the organism in Eukaryota, Viridiplantae, Streptophyta, Magnoliopsida, Caryophyllales, Amaranthaceae. The record is from RefSeq and is a predicted model, not a curated record.
AUGGCGUUGGACAAACGUGUUAAAGAUGAGAUCAGUGCAGAUGACCGUUGCUCGAAGUACUUGAGGAGGUUAGUCAGUGGGUUCAAAGUUGAAAAAAAAUUCCAAAAGAUAUACACCGACAACAAGUUUCAAGAAAUUCAAACAGAGUGUUCAAGGAUGAUGUACUGCAGUGUUCGAGAGGAGAGGGUUUUGUCUGAAAACCUUACACAAUAUUGGCUGGUGGAUCGUGUUUGGAUUGUACCUCCAGGGGCAAGUGAGGAGGUUAUUACAAAUCGCCGAAGAAUCUACAAAGUGUUGUAUUUUCCAUUGACAAAAGAGGUUCAAUGUGAUUGUAGAAAGUUUGAAACACACGACAUUCUUUGCAAACACACCAUUAGGGUUCUUGAUGAGAACUUGGUGGAGGUUCUCCCUGAUAAGUACAUAGUAUCCCGAUGGAGGAAGGACAUACCCCGGAAGCAUACUAGGGUAAAGGUGGCAUACCAUGAUCCCGGAGACACGGAGCACGUCAAGAGGUUUGACAAGAUGAUGGGAAAAUUUGAGCCGUUGUGCGAAACUGCUUGUAAGGUAAACGAUCAAACCGUUCAAAUGGUGAUUGAGGCACUAUCAAAACUCCAAAUAGCUGUGAAUAAGUGUAGGGACAAGAAGCGUGAAGAAGAUAAACCUGUGCUUAGUUCACUCUCACUAACUCAUCAGUCCGGAACCCUAUGUCAGAGCCUACAGAAAUAUGCCCAACUGCAAUGGAUCCUAUUAUCAAAGACCCUCUUAUUAAGAAAAAGCGUCGAGGAAGGCCAAAGGGUACAAGGCACAAAUCAUUGGUUGAAAAUCAGAAGCGUCAGGUGGAGAAACAUAGCUUAUGAAGCAGGAAUGUAG